Alligator sinensis (Chinese alligator) is the source of this 3221-nucleotide messenger RNA. It is a transcript of the gene TMPRSS15, whose product is annotated as transmembrane serine protease 15. NCBI's taxonomy places the organism in Eukaryota, Metazoa, Chordata, Crocodylia, Alligatoridae. Gene Ontology annotation, molecular function: serine-type endopeptidase activity; protein binding. The transcript is spliced from 25 exons. Bases 1 to 3060 code for a protein of 1019 amino acids. Gene Ontology annotation, cellular component: membrane. The record is from RefSeq and is a predicted model, not a curated record. Gene Ontology annotation, biological process: proteolysis.
AUGAAUCUGAGAAAAUCAUUAGCUAAGAAAAGCAUUCCUCUCAGCAACUAUGAAAUCUUGUUUGCUGUUCUGCUUGCAGUUUUUGUGUGUGUUUGUGCUGGAUUAAUUACACUUUCGUGGUUACUAAUCAUGGAGUUUCAACAAGCAGGUGGAAAUAGUCACACAGCCAUGGGGUCAUUUACAAUAAAGGAGGGAACAUCAUUCAGCACUAGUUUACAACAAAGAUCAUCACCCGUCUUCAAGGUCCUUGCCUUCGAUAUUCAACAAAUGAUAAAUGAAGUCUUUCAAGCAAGUCAGUUGAAAAAUGAAUUUAAGGGUUCUGAAGUUUUGCAGUUCAAAAAUGGCAGUGUUGUUGUGAUAUUCACCCUUGCCUUCACACAGUGGGUGUCUAAUGAGAAAAUAACUAAUGAAAUGGUUUCAGGUGUUGAAGCAAAGAAAGCCAGCUUUUUGCAUACAGUUAACAUUGAUGUGAAGAGCAUAACAAUCACAGCAGAAGUCACUACCAGCAAAUCCUUAACAACUUCAGGUUAUAUUUCAGUGAACUGUUUCCCUCCUGAUGAACCUUGCGCUGAAACCAUGACCUGCAUAAAAAAAGACUUAUUUUGUGAUGGAGUACCAGACUGCCCAGACAGUUCAGAUGAAGCUGAAAAAAGAUGUGCCACAACUUGUGAUGGAAAAUUUGUGUUAACUGGCUCUUCUGGGUAUUUCAACUCUCUUAAUUAUCCAAAGCCCUAUAAUUCAAAUAUUAUUUGCCGAUGGAUUAUACGUGUGAAUCAAGGGUUAUCCAUUAAACUAAACUUCACCUCUUUUGAAACGCAACAAUUUGGAGAUACCUUGAAUAUUUUUGAAGGGACAGGACAAAGCAAGAUUUUAAGAGCAUCGCUACGGGGAACUAAUCCUGGUGUUGUUCGCAUCUUUUCUAAUGAAGCCACAGCAGAGUUUGCUACAGACUAUUCUGAAAAUUACAAUGGCUUUAAUACAACGUACAGCAUAUUUAAUACAAGUGAGCUAAGCAAUAAUGAGAAAAUUAACUGCAGUUUUGAAGAUGGCUUUUGCUAUUGGACUCAAGCAUUCAAAGAUGAUGGUGAAUGGGAGAGAAUCAGUGGACGUACCUUGCCUUUAAUGACUGGUCCUAAUUUUGACCAUACAUUUGGGAACCUAUCAGGAUUUUAUAUUUCAACACCCACAGAACUUGGAGGUGGGCAAGCUAUAGUCCAGCUUUUUAGUUUGCCUUUAGUUUCAGCUUCAGAUCCCAUCUGCCUAAGUUUUUGGUAUCAUAUGUAUGGUGUUAAUGUGUAUCGUUUAAGUGUUAACAUCAUGAAAAGUGACAUGAUAAAAAAGACAGUUUUCCAGAAGGAAGGAAAUUAUGGAAAUAACUGGAAUUAUGGUCAAAUAACAUUAAAUGAGACAUCUGAUUUUCAGGUGAUUUUUGAAGCUCACAAGACACGUGGUCUAAGUGAUAUUGCCCUGGAUGACAUCAGUCUAACAAGUGGAAUCUGUAAAGAAAGCAUAUAUCCAGAACCAACUUUGGUUCCAACCGUUGCUACUACAACUUCACUUCCCACUGACUGCGGGGGACCAUUUGAACUUUGGGAACCAAACACUACUUUCAGCUCUAAAAAUUACCCAAACAACUACCCCAACCAAGCCUCCUGUAUAUGGUAUUUAAAUGCUGAAAAAGGAAAAAAUAUUCAACUUCAUUUUCAAUAUUUUAACCUGGAAAAUAUUUAUGAUGUAGUUGAAAUCAGAGAUGGAAGAGGAGUGGAUUCCUUGUUUCUAGCUGUUUAUACAGGACAAGCCUCUUUUCCAGAUGUCUUCUCUACCACUAACCAGAUGACAGUGUUCUUCAUUACUGACAAAACUGGAACUGAAAAAGGAUUUUUAGCAAACUUCACUACUGGUUACCACCUUGGCAUGCCUGAGACCUGUGGACACAAUGAUUAUCACUGUGGAAGUGGGGAAUGUAUUCCACUAGCCAACCUCUGUGACAGACUCAAGCAAUGUAAAGAUGGAUCCGAUGAAGCAGAGUGUGUACGUCUGUUUAAUGGUUCUUUAAGUGUCAAUGGGUUGGUACAAUUCAGGAUUGAGAAUAAAUGGCAUCUAGUAUGUGCAGAUUACUGGACUGAGCAGAUUUCAAACAAUGUCUGCCAACUGCUAGGACUAGGGAAUGUGAAUACAUCAUCAACCAAGUCAUCCAUUGGAGGUGAUUCAUUUGUAAAAAUCACUGAAGCAGAAAACCACAGUGUAAUAAUGACACCAAGCAAACAGUGUCUCAAUAACUUAGUGAUUCAUCUGCAGUGUAACAAUAAACCAUGUGGAAAAACGCUGAUAACUCAGAAGAACAGUGCAAGGAUUGUAGGAGGAAAUGAUGCCAACAUAGGCGCUUGGCCUUGGAUAGUCUCACUACAUUAUAAUAACAGACAUCUUUGUGGAGCUUCCCUUGUCAAUGAUGAAUGGCUGGUCUCGGCAGCACACUGUGUAUAUGGGAGGAAUUUAAUACCAUCUAAAUGGAAUGCUGUACUUGGUUUGCAUACUGUUUUGAAUCUGACAUAUCCACAGACAGUAAUUCAAGUGAUUGAUCAAAUUAUCAUAAAUCCCCAUUAUGAUAAGCGCACAAAAAACAAUGACAUUGCCAUGAUGCAUCUUCAAUACAAAGUAAAUUUUACAGAUUACAUACAGCCUAUUUGCUUACCAGAAACAAGUAAGAAUGUUUUGCCAGGAAUUAAUUGCUCUAUUGCUGGAUGGGGUAGAACUACAAAUGAAGGUGCCCCUGCAAGCAUAUUGCAAGAAACAGAGGUGCCUCUAAUAACAAAUGAGAAAUGCCAACAACAGAUGCCAGAAUAUAAUAUCACUGGACAUAUGAUGUGUGCAGGUUAUGACAAAGGAGGAAUAGAUUCCUGUCAGGGAGAUUCAGGUGGACCCCUGAUGUGUGAAGACAAUGGCAGAUGGUUUUUGGCGGGUGUAGUAUCCUUUGGCUAUGAGUGUGCACUGCCCCAUCGUCCUGGGGUGUAUGUCAGAGUCACAGAAUUUGUGGACUGGAUUAAAAAAAUUAUUCAUUAGCUUGAUUUAAAAAUAAAGGAUGCAAAUACAGUUUCAAGGUAAAUGUGGAGGAAAGAAGCAUAUGCAACAAUGUAUAACAAUGUAGCAUUCAACCAUUAAAAAAAACUGAAAAACUUGUCUAAACGUAAAUUUGCAGCUGAAAAAGUUGAAUAUCAAGAACU